AUGGAUUGGUUAAGUGCUCAAAGAACAUGUGGACAAAUGAGUGAUUCAACGAAUAAAACAAGUAGAUUACUUGAAAUGAAUAAUCUCGAUGAAUAUUAUUUCAUUCAAAAAUAUAUGACAAAAAUAUUAACAAAUAAUCAAAUGAAAUUAGAAGUGAAUAAUAGUAAAGGAGUACUAUCUAGUACAAUUGCAUUUAUUGGUAGUCUAGGACUAAAAAGUUCAACAGCAAGAUGGACCUAUCGUUGGGGAAAUAAAUCGUCUAAUACAUAUACAAGUACUAAUCCAAUGUGGUGUAAAGAAAAACAUUGGGAUUCAAUAAUAUUUCCAGCUGAACCAACAUGGGAACAAGAUGACAUAAUUAACACAACUUUUCAAGCAUUAAAACGAUGGAAUGAUACAAGUGAUGGAUGUCUUGUUUCACUUUUAUUAACAAGUAAACAACCAUUUCUUUGUGAAAUCGUCGGUGAACCAGGAAGAUUUAAUAAUCAAUCUACUACAUCUAUUAUUUCUUCAACUACAUCAAAUAUAAUAUUAUCGACAACAACUAAACAAACUAUUAUUAGUGAUCAUUCAUCAUUAUUAAUCUCUCAACAAUUAUCAACAUCAUUUUUUAGUAGAACUACAUCAUUAAAAUUGAAUUUGACAAAUGAAGAAUCAGGUUUAAAAAAUAAACGAUUAUUAUUUAUUAUUAUUGGAAUUAUUGGUAUUGUUAUGGUAAUAAUUAUUUUUAUAAUUAUUAUCAAUAUUAAACAAAAGAAAAAAAAUCCAUCCAAAGAUUUAAAAUCAAAUAAUAAAAAAUCUUCAUCUAGUUCGAAAAUUAAUAAAAAAAAUAUCGAAGAUUUACAAUCAAAUGAUUCGUUUGAUUCAGAUUUAACAGCUGAAAGUACUACUCAAAAGUCACUAAAAUCAAAAGGGUAA
Molecule: messenger RNA, 918 nt
Organism: Rotaria sp. Silwood2
Lineage: Eukaryota; Metazoa; Rotifera; Eurotatoria; Philodinida; Philodinidae
Source: the annotation of a GenBank genome assembly